GAACAGAGAAAGAAUCAAAAACAAGGAAGAACCAAAACAAAAAAUGGCGUAUCGGAGACGACAAGGGAUCUCGAGAGCGUCAACGUUCAACGAUGACAUCUAUAACCAAUCACCUGAUCAUGAUUACGGUGAUCUCAAAGGUCACUCCAAUGGCGGAUCCUUCAGAUCUUCUCAAUCUUUCUCUUCUCAUUCCUCCCUUGCCGCUCAAGCAAUCCGUGCCUCCUCUCAGGUUCAUGGAUUCACGGCUUACGAGGAUAAGAGCGAGAGUCGUGGAUUCUGGGGGAUCCUAGCUCAGAAAGCUAAAUCAAUCCUGGAAGACGAAGAAGAGCAGCAGCAGCAACAACAACAACAACACAACGACGUCGUUCUCGAACCCUCGAACCCAACCAUACGCAAAAGCAUAGACAAAAUCACAACAUCUCUGAAUCAGAUCGGAGACAGUUUCGAGAAAGCGUUCGAGGAAGGUCGUACGAUGGUAGCUUCUCAAAUCAGACGUAAAGGAUCAGAUCUAAUCGAUUCAGACAACAACAACAACAACAACAGUUAUAACCAAUCCUCUGGAUCAAGCAGUCCAUGGCAACCGUUAACACAGCCAAAACCGCAUGAGUCUCAACUCAAAGCGUCACGUGACGUUGCCAUGGCUACAGCAGCUAAAGCCAAGCUUCUCCUCCGUGAAUUGAAAACGGUUAAAGCCGAUUUAGCUUUCGCCAAAGAACGUUGCUCUCAAUUGGAAGAAGAAAACAAACGGUUAAGAGAUAACCGGGAUAAAGGUAACAACAAUCCAGCUGAUGAUGACCUAAUCAGGCUUCAGCUUGAGACCUUGUUGGCAGAGAAAGCUAGAUUAGCUCACGAGAACUCGAUUUACGCUAGAGAGAACCGGUUCUUGAGAGAAAUCGUCGAAUACCAUCAGUUAACUAUGCAAGAUGUUGUGUACAUCGAUGAAGGUAUCGAAGAAGUUGCUGAAGUGAAUCCUUCAAUCACAAGAACGCUUUCGAUGGCUUCGUAUUCGGCUUCUGAACUGCCAUCAUCAGUCUCGCCUUCGCCUUCUUCCCCUGCCUCGCCUUCUCGGCUUUCGGUUUCUACCGACAUUUAUCCGGUUUUGGUUCAGCAGAGUUCAGCUAGUGAUGUUAUGGUCGAGAGCCCUAAACCUAUUCGACCACCUUCUUUGGGAUACACAGAUGAUGGUAAGAGACCAUCGUCACAACUCUCUGUUUAGAAUCGAUGAGAGUUUUAAUUACUACCGUUUUUGAUUAUGUCUGUUUUGGAUACUUGUUUGUUUAGUUACAAAUCUUGUUCUUGAUUAUAAUAACUUGGUUCUUGAUU
Molecule: messenger RNA, 1323 nt
Organism: Capsella rubella
Lineage: Eukaryota; Viridiplantae; Streptophyta; Magnoliopsida; Brassicales; Brassicaceae
Exons: 2
Coding region: 44-1216 (390 amino acids)
Source: RefSeq, a predicted model, not a curated record